Messenger RNA from Neolamprologus brichardi, 1643 nucleotides. NCBI's taxonomy places the organism in Eukaryota, Metazoa, Chordata, Actinopteri, Cichliformes, Cichlidae. The record is from RefSeq and is a predicted model, not a curated record.
UUUCUGUGUUGGGUGGCUUCCCUGGUGGAGCUUUUAGUAUUUACAUCAAUAUUAUCUGAAGCCUGUCCUCCGCUGCUGUCCUCCACAGACAGCCAGACAAAGAUUCCGCCUGUGGGUAGAAAAGCUUCUCAUCUCUGUUUCUUUCUUAUUUUCUGUUGUUGGUUCCAGUCACGGCUUCUUUUGUGCAUUUUGGAGCUGUUUCCUGUGAUGUUGGCGAGUGAUAUCCGUCUGCCGUGUGCACUGCAGUGGUGCGCAGCUUCGCCUGGAGAAACACCUGUGCGCCGGUCUCUUCUACAUGCCCACAGUCAUGAAUGUUGAGUAGAGAACCGAUAACCCUAAGGCGUGGUGUCUGUCUGCAUUUGUCUGAAAGAGCAGGAGAGGCAGCAGCAGAAAUACCACACGGCCAGACACCAUGCAACGAGAAACCUUCACUCGCUGCAAAGUGCUGAAAUGUUGGGCCUGAAGAGCGAGCGCGUCAGAUUGAAUCAGCAGACUGUUUCCAUCAUGGAGGGGCGAUAAGAGCUGCUUGACACUAGACCCGUGGCCCUGCGUGUGAGUGUGCGUGUGUGGUUUACGGCCACCUUUCAAUCACAAUCAAGAAAAGACACAUUCACUGAUCCUUCCCCGUCAUCGUUUCGCGUUUCCUACCGAUUCAGCAACCCAGAAACGAGCCAGAAUGGAGUGGUCACUAGAGAGUGUGAGGGAGAUGGUGGCUGGAGGGAUGCAGUCUAUAAGGGAGUGUGAGAUCUGUGCUUUUGCCAUAGCCAUGUGUGUGCUGCUGCUGUUUAUGUGGUACUGUUAUCGGGUGGGCCGGGAGCAUGGCUCUAGCCCUCUGCGCGGGAGGUAUCUAGCUGGCACGGGACGGAUUGGAGGUGUGGUGGGGGGCUUCAUGAGUUCAGACUGUCGCAGCAGGGGGAAGGGAAAGCACGGAUCCAUGCUGGAGGAGCAGAACGGCUUCGCUUUCUGUCAGUCGUCAGAGUGCUUCCGCUGCACCAGCGCUGGAGAGAGCCUGAACCAGAGGCUCUAUCACAGCCUGCAGGAAUACGCCAAGCGCUACACCUGGUCAGGGAUGGGCAGGGUGCACAAAGGAGUCCGUGAUCAAGGCCGGUACCUUAACAGCCGACCGACCAUCCAGCGGCCAGAGGUCUUCUUCCUGCCCGACCUGCCGUCAGCGCCUUUCUUCUCCAGGGAAGUGCAGAGACAUGACGUGGAGCUGCUCGAGCAGAGCUUCCCUGCACUCCUGGCUGAGUUCGAGAGCAUCUACCACCAGCCUCCGGGUCGCAGCGGCUCCUCCCUCCCGCCGGGGUGGAAGGCCAACAAUACUCCUCGCGGGCAGUGGUGGACCUACUACCUGGUCAACCAAGGCACCCCUCUGGUUCUAAAUGUCAGGAGAUGUCCCCGAGCCUGGAGGGUGCUGGGCCAGCUGCGCACCUUCAUCUCCAACAACGUGUUUGGGAACGCCUGCUUCUCAGUACUGACGCCCGGGGCGCUCAUCACCGAGCAUUACGGCCCGACAAAUGUCAGGCUCCGAUGCCACCUGGGUAAGAGAGUUCACUGAACUGGAACUAAUGAGUCUCAGUGUGAAUUUUAAGCCAACGCAACAGCAGAUGAUUUCAGUGUAUUUAUAAGGAACGACGCAGAGA